AUGGCCCCCAAGAAGGACGGUGAUUAUCGUUUCUGUGUCGAUUUUCGGCGUUUAAACGCAGUUACCAGGAAGGAUGCGUUUCCAAUGCCGCGAGUAGACGAGAUCCUUGACAAACUCGGUGGAGCACGCUUCUUUAGCACGUUAGAUUUGGCUUCAGGCUACUGGCAGGUUCCUCUAAGAGAAGAAGAUAUUCCUAAAACCGCGUUCACAGUUGGCCCAAAUCAUUACGAGUUUACUGUUAUGCCCUUCGGCUUGACAAACGCCCCAGCCACCUUUCAGCGAAUGAUGACGAAACUUCUCCAUGGGAUGAGCGGCUGUCUGGUAUUUAUCGAUGACAUCAUUAUCUUUGCUGACACCUGGGAGGAACACCAGAAGAUUUUGGAAGAGGUUUUGCAUCGAAUCAAAGCAGUUGGCUUGAAGCUCAAGGGAACGAAAUGUCAGUUCGGACGUGAAUCGGUUCAGUUUUUGGGACAUAUUGUAUCCGCAAGGGGUAUCCAUCCAAACCCAGAGAAAGUCCAAGCCGUACAAGAUUUUCCGACACCGUCUUCGUUGUCGGAUGUCAGAGCAUUUGUGGGAAUGGCCUCCUACUACCGCAGGUAUGUCCGUAAUUUUGCGGAUAUCGCCGCUCCUCUGCAUGAACUAACCAAAGGAGGCAGAGAAUUUUGUUGGACACCAGCAGCACAGCAAGCGUUUCAUACCCUAAAAACCCACUUAUCCACUUCACCUAUCCUUGCCUUGCCCAAUUUUAUGAUUCCUUUCACUGUUUACACUGAUGCUAGCGAUUCUGGUCUUGGAGCAGUGUUGUCGCAACGUGUUGGUUCCAGCGAAUAUGUCGUUUGCUAUGCUAGUCGGUCAUUGACAUCAGCGGAGAAGAACUAUUCAACAACUGAGAAAGAGUGUCUGGCCAUUGUGUGGGCCAUUCACUACUGGCGUCCCUACCUACUGGGAAAGGCGUUUCAAGUGGUUACCGACCAUCAAAGUUUAACUUGGCUUCAGGGACUAAAAGAACCCAAAGGUCGCUUAGCACGUUGGAUCUUAACCCUUCAAGAAUAUGACUUUGCCAUCGUACACCGCCCGGGUCGUGAGAACUGUAAUGCAGAUGCACUUUCACGGUCUCCUCUUCCAACUACAGUCGUCAGUCAUCCUCAUUUACCGGAUGAGGAGAUCGUCAUCGGGGUUAUCGUCAUCGGGGUUAGGGAGGCAACGAACAUGGUACCUCUAAGGAGAUCUACCCGUCAGCGCCGACCACCUGAUCGUUACCAGGACUUUAAUUUAGAUGAGCUUGAGAUCGAGGACGCUCUCACUUAA
Molecule: messenger RNA, 1308 nt
Organism: Paramuricea clavata
Lineage: Eukaryota; Metazoa; Cnidaria; Anthozoa; Malacalcyonacea; Plexauridae
Source: the annotation of a GenBank genome assembly